UCGUGCUAUCGUUAACAACACAUCAAGAAAAAGUCGCGCGUCACAGAUGAACGAAAAUCCAGUAAAAAAGUAGACAACACAAUAAAAAAUAAUCGAAACGCGUGUGCGGUACCAUAUAAAGUUGGUGACCAACAAGAUAUAUUGGCAAGAGGACGAACUUGGACGAAAGAAAAAACAAACGCUGCCUUGUUUGAGAGUGGAUCGUUUUAAAAAGGUGAACAAGUGCGUGUGUAUUUGUGACUGCGUGAAUUAAGUAUUUUAAAAGGUGGUGUUGAAAUUGUUUCAAAGAAAAGAUGCAGGAAGAAGCUAAUAAAAUUUAAAAAUUUAAUAAAAUUCAAUUUUUUUAAAAUUUGGUUGAAACCAAUUUUGCUUCUUAAAUAACGCAUCGAGAAACCAACUUAAAAAAAAAAUUAUAAAAGAAUUAAGCCAAAGCAAAGAAAAUUCAAAAACUGAAAAUUUUAGUAAAAAUUUAAAAACAAAAAACGGCUGAACGUUUUUAACGGACACAUAAGCACAAAUGGCGGACCCCACCACUUCGAUACCAACGUCCAAAGAGAAGUCAAAUUCAGUAUUUACUCUGAACGAUUUCAACUCACGCACUAAUCUAACCGAAAAAGCACAGCUUAGCGAAGAAUACAUUCCUGCGGAGCAUCGCGACCAAGUCAAUGGUCAGUCGUCAAAUGGCGCGUUAGCACAUUUGCUGAAAAGUUCAUUGGGUAGCGGCAUUUUGGCAAUGCCAAUGGCUUUCUCCAAUGGCGGUAUGCUGUUCAGUAUGAUUGCUACGCUGGUGGUGGGCUUCAUCUGUACGCAUUGUGUGCACAUAUUGGUCAAAACAUCACAAGAGAUUUGCAAAGAAUCAAAAGUUCCUGCGCUAAAUUUUGCUGAGACCGCAGAAAAAGUGUUUGAAAAUGGUCCAAAACGUCUGCGUCCGUUUUCAAAGUUUGCAAAACAAUUCGUUGAUAUGAGUCUAAUGGCCACCUACUUUGCAGCAAUUUGUGUUUAUAUAGUUUUUAUUGGCACUUCGUUUCACGAUGUCAUCAACUAUGACACCACCCUGAAUUGGAAUGUGCGUAUAUACAUCGCCCUGAGUGUAAUACCUUGCCUAUUAAUUGGUCAGAUAAGAAAUCUAAAAUGGCUGGUGCCCUUCUCAGCCAUGGCUAAUAUUUUCAUAGUGGUCACAUUCUGCAUAGUGUUGUACUACUUAUUUAGCGAACCAUUUGUGUUCUCAGACAAGCCACUCGUUGCCAAAGUAACACAGAUUCCGCUCUUCUUUGCCACUGUCAUAUUCGCUAUGGAGGGCAUCGGUGUAGUUAUGCCCGUUGAGAAUACGAUGAAGAAACCACAACAGUUUCUUGGCUGCCCCGGUGUGCUUAACAUAGCUAUGAUCAUCGUGGUGACAUUAUAUGCGGCUAUCGGUUUCUUAGGUUAUGCGCGUUAUGGCAGUGAUGUGCAGGCAAGCAUUACGUUAAACUUGAAAGAGGGUGAGGCUUUGGCUGACACCGCAAAAUUGUUAAUGGCCGUUGCCAUACUUUUCACUUUCGGUCUGCAAUUCUUCAUACCCAAUGAAAUUCUCUGGAGACAUAUCAAACAUAAAUUCAACGAAAGACAUCAUAACAUCAUACAGAUACUUUUACGUACCGGUAUCAUACUGAUCGCUGUUGGCAUUAGCGUGGCUAUUCCCCAGCUAGGACCAUUCAUUAGUCUUGUGGGUGCAGUCUUCUUUUCACUACUCGGAAUUUUUGUACCCAGCGUUUGCGAGACUGUAUAUUUGUGGCCCGAUCGUUUGGGCUGCUGUCGUUGGAUACUGUACAAGAACAUUCUGUUAAGUUUAUGUGCGAUACUUGCUCUAAUUGCAGGCUCUACUACGAGUAUAAUGGAAAUCAUUGCUAUGUAUACAUAAAAAACAUAAAACACCCACAAACAUACACAUGUACAUAUGCAUAAAUAUUUGAAAGAAAACAUAAUUAUAGCGUAAGUUUUAAAAUAAUUAGCAUAAUGUUUUGUGUGCAAAACUAAAGCCAGCACUAGGACCAGCUCCUUUAAGAAAGGGUCUUGAGUAGAAAGUUAAUAUCUACAUAUUUGCAUGCAUGCGAUCUUAGUUUAGUACCUGUGAUUUAAAUGUGUGAACAUGAUUCACUUUUUAAGCAAAUUUAGUUCUAAAAUUCAGUGUUUCUAAGAAUUAAAAGAAAUAAAAAAAUAUGAAACUAAACAGUAACAUUUCAAAUAGGUUUAAAAAUAUUUAAGUCUUACCUAAGAGCCUGAGUGGCGCAAUGCUUUCGUUUGUAUAUACACAUAUGUAUCAUAUAUAUGUAUGUAUAAAUAAAUUAAAAUUAUGUUGAAAAUUAUUUCAAAAAACAUUGAGAAAUUGCCAAUAUACAAGGUGGCGCAAAACUAAUCACCCUAUCGGAAGAUUUAUAAUUUUUGCAAAUGGUGUCCUACGUCAGCCAUAUUUGAUACUAGUGAAUUAGACAGCUGCAGUAUACUAUAAACAAGGUGGCGCAAAACUAAUCACCCUAUCGGAAGAUUUCUAAUUUUUACAACUGGCGUCAUACGUCAGCCAUAUUUGACACUAGUGAAUUAGACAGCUGCAGUAUACUAUACACAAAGUGGCGCAAAAUUAAUCACCCUAUCGGAAGAUUUAUAAUUUUUGCAAAUGGCGUCAUACGUCAGCCAUAUUUGACACUAGUGAUUUAGACAGCUGCAGUAUACUAUAAACAAGGUGGCGCAAAACUAAUCACCCUAUCGGAAGAUUUAUAAUUUUUACAACUGGCGUCAUACGUCAGCCAUAUUUGACAGCUGCGAUAUACAAACAGGCAAGCAAUGGCACGCGUAAAGAUAAAAAAUAGAUUGCCAACACUUGAAAUAUGUAUUUUUGUUUUAGUAAAAAAUUAUUGAAAAACAAAAUUGGAUGAUUAAUUUUGUGCCACCUUGUACAUGUUUGAUGCUAUUCAAACAGUUACUUAGAAUUAAAGAAGUGCACCCCAAAAGAUUUUAAGAGAUAAAAUAUUUUUUAUGAAUUGACUUGUUAAUAUUUCACAAUCGCUAAAUUUGUUAACUUCCUCUGAAGUUAAUAAGCAUUAAAAAUACAAUAAAUACGAACAUAAAAAUAAAAAAAUAGAAAUUUUAAAACAUAAAAAAUUUAAAAUUAAAAAUAUAAUUACAUAACUUUUAUAACACGUUGCUCGAUUCAAGCAAAUAAAAGCAAGCAACUAACAUACAUAUAUGAAUAUUUAGUUCUAGAUUAAAUUAAAUACAAUCUUCUACAAUUUUCAUAUAAUGUUUUAAAAUUAGCAUAAGCUAUUCAAUGGCAAUUUGUUGAAUUUACACGCCUUAUGUAAAUACAUUUGUUGGUAUGUUGUUUACUAAUAGCGCAAAUAUGUUUA
Messenger RNA from Anastrepha obliqua, 3383 nucleotides. RefSeq names its product proton-coupled amino acid transporter-like protein pathetic. Gene Ontology annotation, biological process: amino acid transmembrane transport. Gene Ontology annotation, cellular component: vacuolar membrane. Gene Ontology annotation, molecular function: amino acid transmembrane transporter activity. Lineage: Eukaryota; Metazoa; Arthropoda; Insecta; Diptera; Tephritidae. The coding region runs from base 518 to 1900 and encodes 460 amino acids. The transcript is spliced from 7 exons. The record is from RefSeq and is a predicted model, not a curated record.